Messenger RNA from Hermetia illucens (black soldier fly), 429 nucleotides. RefSeq lists its product as uncharacterized. The coding region runs from base 1 to 429 and encodes 142 amino acids. The record is from RefSeq and is a predicted model, not a curated record. The transcript has a single exon. NCBI's taxonomy places the organism in Eukaryota, Metazoa, Arthropoda, Insecta, Diptera, Stratiomyidae.
AUGGCUGGUUACGCAGGUGACAUUGUCUUUAGGGAUGAUCAGGAUUCAGCGCAGGAUUCAAGCAAGGAACAAGAGUAUCGCAGUCGUAGCCGGAAACGUAGAAAUAAAAAGAAUCGUCAUCGUUCAAAAUCAGGUGGAUCUGGAUUUCGAUCUGGUUCGCAUUCCGAUGAUAGUGGCGGAAGUGGUAGUGGCAGCGAUAGUGGCAGUGGUAGCGGCAGUGGCAGUGGUAGCGGCAGUGGCAGUGGUAGCGGCAAUAGUAGUGGAAGCGACAGUAGCAGUGGAAGCAGUUCCUCGUCAGGAAGAAGAAAGAAGCGACACGCGAAAAAAGGACCUCGACGUCACGGGAGACAUCACCGAGAUGAUAAUUUCACUGAAGUUCGCCCUCCUAGUGAUGACUAUAGUGACUUAGAUGAAUCCUUCAAACGUUAG